Messenger RNA from Arachis ipaensis, 1386 nucleotides. Its product is annotated as sequence-specific DNA binding transcription factor. The record is from RefSeq and is a predicted model, not a curated record. NCBI's taxonomy places the organism in Eukaryota, Viridiplantae, Streptophyta, Magnoliopsida, Fabales, Fabaceae. Gene Ontology annotation, cellular component: nucleus. Gene Ontology annotation, molecular function: transcription cis-regulatory region binding.
AAAUUAACCAAAAACGUAAACCAAAAAAAAAAAAACCUAAAACAAAUUAAGGAAAAAAAGAAAAAGAGCGAAAACAGAGAACAAGAAUGUGUUUUCACGCACGGUAAACGACUAUCGUCGUACUCGUUGCCGCACAAAAAAAACCCCAUACAUAACACAGAAAGAAAGAGUUCCUUCCUCAGUUAAGAAAACUAGAAAACGCCUUACCUUCGCUUUUGUAUCCGCCCCUGCUCUGCCUGCCCAACAAAAAAAAGACAUAUAAAAAUUAAAAAACAUAACCGCCGUCCUCAUGGACUCCGUGGCCGGCGCUACGUCGCCCACCACCUCCGCAACUGCCGCUCCGCCGCGCCCGCCUCCGACGUCGUCGUCUCCGUUCCCCGGCCGAGAAGACUGCUGGAACGAGGAAGCCACCUUCACCCUCAUCGACGCCUGGGGCGACCGUUACCUUGAACUCAACCGUGGUAACCUCCGUCAGAAGCACUGGCAGGAGGUCGCCGAUGCCGUCAACGAACUCCACGCCGGAGACGGCGGCGCCGUCCUAGGUGGAACGUCCACUACCACAACCAAGCGAACUCGCCGGACCGAUGUUCAGUGCAAGAACCGAAUCGACACGCUGAAGAAGAAGUACAAGAUCGAGAAGGCUAGGGUUUCCGAAUCCGGCGGCAGUUACCAGAGCCCCUGGCCUUUCUUCUCCCGCCUCGACAACCUGAUCGGAGAUACUUUUCCGGUCAAAAAACUCUCGCCGCCGGCUACCGGCCGGGGAACCCCUCCCUCCGCCGCCAAACUCUCACCGCUUCCGCCGCCGGCGUGGAUAAUCUCUCACCCCGUAGGUCCCCGAUCCGGAACUCAGAAACGUACGGCGGCGGUUCCGACGACGGCGCCGGCUAACCGGGAAGAUUCCUACUUCCGGCGGAAUUUCUCAGCCUUCGCAGCCGCAGCGGCUGCUGCAGCAGAAGCCAAGAGUGGAGAUUCCGAUGGCUGGAGGUCCAGCAGCGACGGCGGCGAUGGUGGUGGAAGACGGAGGAAGACGGGGGAAAUUGAGAUGAAAUGCUGGGAAGUUGGGUAUAGGGAACUUGCUCAGGCGAUUGAGAAGUUCGGAGAGAUAUAUGAGAGAGUUGAAGCUUCGAAGCAGAGGCAGAUGGUGGAGUUGGAGAAGCAGAGGAUGCAAUUUGCAAAAGAUUUGGAGUACCAAAGGAUGCAGCUUUUCAUGGAGACGCAGGUUCAGUUUCAGAAAAUCAAACGCGCAAAACGCACUUCUGACAGUUUCUCAUAGCAAGCGGUGGCAGAGGAUACUGGAAAUAUAGAUAUGUUUUUAUAUUUGGACAUGUCUCAGAUAAACAAAACACUCUCUCUCUCUCUCUCUCUCUCUCUCUCUCUCUCUCUCUC